Molecule: messenger RNA, 1832 nt
Organism: Cinara cedri
Lineage: Eukaryota; Metazoa; Arthropoda; Insecta; Hemiptera; Aphididae
Source: the annotation of a GenBank genome assembly
AGGUGGCCGUUUACUGCAAUCUUUAUUAUCUGUGAUAUAUUCCUGAAUAAAAGUAAAAUUUAAACAAUUUUAAUUUUGACACCGGCUACACUGUAUGUAACUUAUCAUUAUUACAUUUCAAUUCUUUAUCAAAUUAACUAAAUAAUUAUUGGUAUUUAUUAUACAUUUUUUCAUUUUAUUUUCUAGUAAAAUUUAUUUUUACUUAUUAAUUUACAUUGCAAUAUUUUAUAUUUUUAUCUCAUUACUUAUACUAAACUUUAGUUCUAAUAUAAUAUUAGAUAUUUUUAUAAUAAAAAUGGAAAAUAUAAUUUUUAAUAAGAAACAAGAAUGUGAAAGCCCUAGUUUUAGAGAUUACUCACAAGAAGAUUUGUUUUUAGCUCCAGAACCAAAACGAUCAAAUAGCCAAAAUCUUACUUCAGACCCAUUUGGAAAGAAAAAAAAAGAUAAAAGUAAAAAACAAAUUGAAGCAGAAGAAAGAGAGAAAAUGAGGUUUUUUACAUAAUACUACCUAGGUAUUUUAUAUUUUAAUAUUAAAUUAUUAUUCUAGAGUUCUUGUUUCAAAUUUCACUGAAGAACAAUUAGAUAGAUAUGAAAUGUUUCGAAGAUCAGUGUUUCCAAAAGCAGCAAUCAAAAGAGUUUGUGUUAUAUUUGUGUAUUGCUGUGCAAUUAGUGAUAUUAUAAUUAUAAUAACCAUUUUGCUUUUUAGAUUGUACAAACUAUUACAGGAAAUUCUGUUUCACAAAAUGUUGUCAUUGCCAUGUCUGGUAUUGCAAAAGUUUUUAUUGGUGAAAUAGUUGAAGAAGGUAAUUCAAAGUUAUUCAUAAAAUAUUAUCUAUAUAGUUCUUAAAUAAUGACAACCUCUUAUCCCAAAUUACUAUUAUUAUGCAACUGUAUCUAUUUUAUAUUAGACAUUACAGUAUAUGUGAGUAUUUAUUAUUUAGCUCUUGACAUAAUGGAAGCCCAAGGUGAUUCAGGACCACUACAUCCUAAGCAUUUAAGAGAAGCUGUUCGACGACUUCGAAAAAAUGGUGCAAUACCAUCCUCUAAGGGUAGAAAAUUACCUUUUUAUAUUUAGAUAUAAAUAUAUGAAUGUCAAAUCAUUAACAUUUUUUUUACUACUGUAAUUACUUUGUAUAAUCCACAUUUUCUAUUUCAAAUUUAUUAUUCAAUGUAAAAAUUAAUUGGUAGAUAUAUAUUCAAUUUCUCAUUUUUUAAUUAUAAUUUUAAAGUUCUAAAAAUUGAGCAAUUAUUUUAAAUUUAAAUUAUAAUAAAAAUAACUAUGAAUAUAACAUUCAGGAAGUAAUUUUAAACAUAAUUAAAUGUAUUAUAGAAACUGUGAAUAAUUUUAAAUAAUUAAUUGUAUAUUUGUACUAAUUGUAGGUAUUAGUUUUUUUCCUGAACUGUCGUUUCUUGUUAUGGUGAUCAAUGAUAAUAAUAAUGUGUACUAUUUAGUAACAGGUUUUAUGUUUUGUUAUAAGUUCUAUAAAUUGUAUCCUAAUUGUUUGUGGUUAGUACAUAAAGUGGCAUGAUUUGUUGUAUACAUUUAAUUUUAAUUUUAAACAUAAAAUUAUUUCAAUAUUCAAUCCUUAUUGCAAUGUGAUUUUCAAAUUUAUAUAAAUAUAAUAAAAUAACAUCUUUACAUUUAAUUUCAAAGCUACUUUUUAGAGGAGAAAUGAGGUGAUAUAUUUUCUCCUCCCGUGAUUUUUUUUUCAUUCUAUGUAUAAUAAUAGUAUUAUUUUAAUAUUACCCACAUGUUAAAAUGAUUGGCUUAUUUAUGAAUUUAAAGAAUUAUUAAAAUAUGUUUUAUGAGUAUAAAUUAAUAAACAUAUGAU